Botrytis cinerea B05.10 is the source of this 2163-nucleotide messenger RNA. RefSeq lists its product as hypothetical. The coding region runs from base 93 to 1433 and encodes 446 amino acids. Gene Ontology annotation, molecular function: phosphoric diester hydrolase activity. NCBI's taxonomy places the organism in Eukaryota, Fungi, Ascomycota, Leotiomycetes, Helotiales, Sclerotiniaceae. Gene Ontology annotation, biological process: lipid metabolic process. The transcript is spliced from 2 exons. The record is from RefSeq and is a predicted model, not a curated record.
GAAUCAUCUACAUUGCGAGUUCUGCAUCUUGUUGGGUUCGUGCGCAUUUGUGCAUUUCAGGAGUUAUAAUCUCUACUUGUAUAUCAUCUAUAAUGUUUAAUUUUACCGUGCAUGCAUUUGCAGUCCUACUGCUUGUGCUACCAACGGUUCUUGCAGCAUCCAAAGCAUACGUAGAACUCGUCAAUGGAACACCAUACGACUGGCACUUGGUAUCCAAUGAAACAUCUCACAUGAAAUGGUUUCCCAAUACCACCAUUCCAUCUGGUACCAGCGCCGAAUCCUGUAUCUCAUGGAUUCUAUAUCUACGGGAAGCAAAAGCUGAAGCAACAUAUCGUAUUGAUAAUCCUUCAUCCCCCGAAUCCUUUACCGUUCGAGCCCGUCGAAAUCCAACCAAAAUCGAGGUUGCCUAUCAUGAAAACCUCUCCUCUCUUAACAAUCCCAAAAAUUCAAUCAUCGACCUGGUCUAUAGCAAACAUCAUCCGCAUCCAUUCAUUCUCGCAGGAAAUGGUAUCUCAGCCCCCUACGUCAGCUCUAACCCUCCAAUCCCCUGGAUGCAAACCACCAUUUCCACUCUCUCCUCAAGUCCUCUCCGUGAAAUCAGUAUGCCCAUGGCUCACAGUGCAGGCGCUAACGUCGUAAGCGAUUCACUAAACGGGCCAGGCACAUUACACAACACACAAACACAAUCCAAUUCCGUAUUUAUGCAACUAAUAUUUGGAGCCCGCUGGUUAGAUAUCCGACCUGUGUUCUAUGAAGGGAAAUGGAUGACUUACCAUGGUACAUUUGCCGCAGGGAAAAUGUGGGGUGCCACGGGUCAGAGUAUUGAGGAUGUUAUUGAAGACGUGAAUAGGUUUACCAAAGCACAUCCCGGAGAACUCAUCGUGCUUGAUAUAUCGCACGAUGCAUCUAAUGCGUGGAAAUGGAGGAAUUUCAAUGCGGUGGAUUGGAUGAAGUUUUAUGAGUUAUUGAGUGGUAUUCGUAAUGCGUGGCAGGAACCACGGAGAUUGGGAUGGGAUUUGUCGAUUUUACCUUUUGACACUUUUGUGACCAAGGGGGGUAAUAGUACGGUGUUGGUGAGAAUUCCCUGCGAUGCACCGGUACCGAUCUCGACAUUGCCUGGGAGGGGGAAAAGAGAUGCAAAUGCCACUCUAGCAACAUCUUCAGCUGGCUGUGAUCCUGUUAGUUCAGAUGGUUAUCUUGCCCCAUUUAACACCACAGACUCACUCGACUCACAAGAGCCACCUUCUUCCCCUAUUGAUAAGCGGGAGAUGUCUAACAUUCCUGGUGGCAUUCGUAAGUAUCACUUGUCCUUUCACAUUCCAGUUCAUAGCUUUCAAAUCGACUUGAAAAUUACAAUCCCUAAAGUCUUCCCUUUUGUUUUCAGUCUUAAAUUUUUGGGUCUUCCUUUGUAUAUUGCAUUGUUUAUAUCGUAGUCUCUCUUCAUCUUCACGUCUUUACUCUCGUAAACAUAUCAUUUCUAUCAAGAUCCCCCCUAGGUAAUCGUAACCGCCUUAAACUAACCACUCAACUCAACUCAGUCCCUGACCCUCUCUCCCGCCGUGCCGCCGACUACAAAAUAACCUUCACUCCCCUCCCCGCGACCCGCCUCCCCGUAACCGGGCACCACUCCGCCACCGCCUCUCCUUUCGAUCUAGCCUCCUCUCAACUCGCCCUCCUCUCCCUACACAAAUCUUCUUCCGCCAUCACCCCCACAAACCCCGCACAAAUGCACAAAUCAUCCUGGAUUCUCACCCAACCACGUGCCUUCCAGGCCGAUAUCGGUAAUUGGUGGAAUUCUAUACUCGGGUAUGCGACACUGUCACAGCGGAGUUUGUUUAGUAAUUUUGGAGGACUUGUACAGGGGAGAGGGAAGAAAGGAAAACCGAAUUUGAUCGAGGUGGAUUACAUCAGGACUCCGGACGUGGCGGCGUUGGCUAUGGCAAUUAACGUUUGGGAGUCGUGAGUGGGUGGGGUAUUGGGGGAGGGAAGGGAAAGAGGAGAGCUAGAUGGAGAGUAGCGUAAGGAGACCGAUACUGUGCAUCACAUAAAAGUAUAUUAUUUUAAUGAUUAUUCUGUAAUGUUCAAUUUUUGGUGAAUCGAUCUAUGUUUUGCGUCACAGCUUCGCAUGACUAGAGUCGAAACAGAAAGUGGUUGAUAGAUGCA